Hydra vulgaris (swiftwater hydra) is the source of this 920-nucleotide messenger RNA. RefSeq names its product protein phosphatase 1 regulatory subunit 3B. Gene Ontology annotation, molecular function: protein phosphatase 1 binding; glycogen binding. The record is from RefSeq and is a predicted model, not a curated record. Gene Ontology annotation, biological process: regulation of glycogen biosynthetic process. Gene Ontology annotation, cellular component: protein phosphatase type 1 complex. NCBI's taxonomy places the organism in Eukaryota, Metazoa, Cnidaria, Hydrozoa, Anthoathecata, Hydridae.
GUUUUAUCACGCAAAGGUUUUUUAUAAAUUAGUAUUUAAACUUAUUUAAAAAUUAUAAACUUUAAUAUAUGUUAUUGAUGUUAUUAAUGAAAAAUUGCUACCAAAAUAACUAGCUGACAAAGAACUUAAUCGGAUUAACAUGCUAAAACUCGAAAAAAGCUUCGAUAUUUUUGAUAACAAUGCAAUGCAUAUAUCUCCUCGCGUUUACUCUGAUCUAUUCUAUAACUAUAGUCAAAAGUUAGUUGACACAUAUAGAAAUAAUGAAGUAGGCGAAGCAGAAUGCUUUAAACGUAAGAAGGUAACGUUUGCAGAUGAAAAAGGGAAAACAUUAUGUUAUGUAAAAUUUUUUGUUCCCGAGUCAACAACUGUUUGUUAUCGACCAAAUUACAGCCCUACGUCAAUUUUUGAAGAUAAAAUGGAAUACAAAAUUGCAUAUAACGAGACUCAACUUCAUCUUAAAAAUGUAAGUUUAUUACUAUACGGUCUUACCGCAAAUAAAAAUCUUUUUGGAGCAGUUGCUGUCAGAAACCUGGCUUUUAAAAAAGACGUUAAAAUUAGAUUAACUUUAAAUAAGUGGAAAACAUUUCAAGAUAUACCUUGUAAAUUUAUGCAGCAGGAAUUUCACGGUGAUAUCGACCGAUUUAUUUUUGUAACACAUUUACUAACUUUAGGGCACGAUAUUUCUUCUAACCAAAAAGGUAUUGAAUUUGCCGUAUGCUAUAGUGUUAACAACGAUGAAUAUUGGGAUAACAAUGCAAACCAUAACUAUAAAUUAUAAAAAUAUUGAUUAUCAAACAAAAACAAUAACGAAUAUCUUUUUAAAUAAAUAUAAAUUUUGUUUUUUGUAAAUAAGUUAAUAUAAUUUAUUUUUCAUUAUAAACUAUCUUGUUAUUCUUUCCUGAGUACUGAAAUUGUUUAAA